AUAAGUAUUGGUUUAUGAUUUCAACUGCAAAAAACAGAAAAAAAUAGUAACCGUCCGAUCACAGUACAGUGAGGAACAAAGGCGAAGAAGAAGCAGAAGGCUUGGAUCCAUCGAGGUCCGGUUGAGAAUGACGGAUUCGAAUAUGGAUCUGUUGCAGGAGUCGGGUUGGGAAGAACUGAGGAAGGAUGCUCGCAAGAUCGAGGGCGAUCUCGAUGUCAAGCUCUCUUCUUACGCUAAGCUCGGCUCUAGUUUCACCCAAGAAGGUCAUGUGGAUAUUGAAUCCCCUGCUGUUGGGUCCAGCAGGUCAUGUAAAUCUAUGGAAAUGGAAAUCCAAUCCUUACUCGAGAAGUUACUUGAUAUAAAUGAUGCUAUGAGUCGAUGUGCUGCAUCUGCUGCACCUACUACUUCAGUGGCCCAAAAGCUUGCAAGGCAUAGAGACAUACUGCAUGAGUUUACCCAGGAAUUUAGACGAAUCAAGGGAAACAUAAACUCAAUGAGAGAACAUGCGGAACUUCUCAGCUCUGUAAGAGAUGAUAUCAGUGAGUACAAGGCAUCUGGGAGUACGUCACCUAGAAUGCAAUUACUACGGGAGAGAGCUACCAUACAUGGAAGCAUAGCUCAUAUAGAUGAUGUGAUUAAUCAAGCUCAAUCAACGAGGGCAGUCCUCGGGUCACAAAGGACUAUGUUCGGAGAUGUUCAAGGGAAAGUGAAGCUAUUAAGUGAUAAGUUCCCCAUUAUUCGGGGUCUACUUGGCUCAAUUAGAAGGAGGCGAUCGAGAGACACUAUCAUCCUGUCUGCCAUUAUUGCAGCUUGUACGUUGUUUCUUACUAUCUAUUGGCUUUCAAAGUAAUUAUAUAUGCAAUUUAAUGAUGAGAAAAAAGGGAAAGAUGGUGUUUCUUUUUUCUAACAAAUUUUAUAUAUGUAUUUUGUUAGAACAACUCAGAUUCAAUGUUUAAAAGCCUCGACACCUUUUAGUGGUGCCAUUAUCCCCAAAAA
Messenger RNA from Cornus florida, 996 nucleotides. Its product is annotated as Golgi SNAP receptor complex member 1-2-like. Lineage: Eukaryota; Viridiplantae; Streptophyta; Magnoliopsida; Cornales; Cornaceae. Gene Ontology annotation, cellular component: Golgi membrane; SNARE complex; cis-Golgi network. Gene Ontology annotation, biological process: vesicle fusion; endoplasmic reticulum to Golgi vesicle-mediated transport. The record is from RefSeq and is a predicted model, not a curated record. The coding region runs from base 128 to 850 and encodes 240 amino acids. The transcript has 6 exons. Gene Ontology annotation, molecular function: SNAP receptor activity.